Canariomyces notabilis is the source of this 948-nucleotide messenger RNA. Its product is annotated as mitochondrial carrier. The transcript is spliced from 5 exons. Gene Ontology annotation, biological process: mitochondrial ADP transmembrane transport; mitochondrial ATP transmembrane transport. NCBI's taxonomy places the organism in Eukaryota, Fungi, Ascomycota, Sordariomycetes, Sordariales, Chaetomiaceae. Gene Ontology annotation, cellular component: mitochondrial inner membrane. The record is from RefSeq and is a predicted model, not a curated record. The coding region runs from base 1 to 948 and encodes 315 amino acids. Gene Ontology annotation, molecular function: ATP:ADP antiporter activity.
AUGUCUAAAGAUCAGAAGCCCACCGUUCUGGGCAUGCCGCCCUUCCUGGCAGACUUCUUGAUGGGUGGUGUCUCUGCCGCCGUCUCGAAGACUGCCGCUGCUCCCAUUGAGCGUGUCAAGCUCCUCGUCCAGAACCAGGAUGAGAUGAUCAAGGCUGGCCGCCUGGAUCGCCGCUACGCCGGCAUCAUGGACUGCUUCCGCCGCACCACCGCCGACGAGGGCAUCAUGGCCCUGUGGCGUGGCAACACCGCCAACGUCAUCCGUUACUUCCCUACCCAGGCCCUGAACUUCGCUUUCCGUGACAAGUUCAAGGCCAUGUUCGGCUACAAGAAGGACAGGGAUGGCUACUGGAAGUGGAUGGCUGGUAACUUGGCCUCCGGUGGUGCUGCUGGUGCCACCUCGCUUCUCUUCGUCUACUCCCUUGACUACGCCCGUACCCGUCUCGCCAACGAUGCCAAGUCCGCCAAGAAGGGUGGCGAGCGUCAGUUCAACGGCCUCAUCGAUGUCUACCGCAAGACUCUGGCUUCUGAUGGUAUCGCUGGUCUGUACCGUGGUUUCGGUCCUUCCGUCGCCGGUAUCAUCGUCUACCGUGGUCUCUACUUCGGCAUGUACGACUCGAUCAAGCCUGUCGUCCUCGUCGGUCCUCUCGCCAACAACUUCCUUGCCUCGUUCCUUCUCGGCUGGUGCGUCACCACUGGUGCUGGUAUCGCUUCUUACCCUCUUGAUACCGUCCGUCGUCGCAUGAUGAUGACCUCGGGUGAGGCCGUCAAGUACAAGAGCUCGUUCGACGCCUUUUCGCAGAUCGUUGCCAAGGAGGGUGUCAAGUCUCUCUUCAAGGGUGCCGGUGCCAACAUUCUCCGUGGUGUUGCUGGCGCUGGUGUGCUGUCUAUCUAUGACCAGCUCCAGAUCCUGCUCUUCGGCAAGGCCUUCAAGGGCGGCUCUGGCUAA